AUGACGAAGCCUAUCGAUGCUUCGAGCAAGCCCAUCGCCCAUGACUCGCCUUCGCAGCCGCAGGAGACCUCGAUGAAGCAAAUACCCAGCGGCAAAACCGCAGCGCGCGUCCCCGUAUCCCGAAGAGACCAUCCGAACCGCCUAGUGGAUAUCCUCAAAGUGGCGACUGCGAUGCUAGACGGCGAGAUCGAGUACCGGCGCGCAAACUAUGCGUCUGCAUUCGAGCACCUAUGCGAGGCAAUCCGCCACGACGAUGCCCUCUUGUAUACCGAGCCUCGGGGCUGGAUGCUGCCGACGCGCCAUGCGUAUGCGGAGGAUCUGGGCUUGGAUCCGACUCUGACGCGGGCUCAUCAGCAUCCUGAUUCGGUUUGGGCGUUGCAUGGGUUUCAUGAGUGUUUGGUGCGCUUGGGACGGCUUGCUGAGGCGCGGAUUAUUAAACCGCGGUUGGACUUUGCGUCGAGUGUUGCUGAUGUGGAGAUUCGGUCGUCUUGUUUUUUUUGUGUCGGUUGGGGGGCUGAGUAUUAA
Molecule: messenger RNA, 525 nt
Organism: Penicillium alfredii
Lineage: Eukaryota; Fungi; Ascomycota; Eurotiomycetes; Eurotiales; Aspergillaceae
Product: TPR domain protein
Exons: 2
Coding region: 1-525 (174 amino acids)
Cellular component (GO): intracellular anatomical structure
Source: RefSeq, a predicted model, not a curated record